This is a messenger RNA of Gadus macrocephalus (Pacific cod), 956 nucleotides long. It is a transcript of the gene phf11, whose product is annotated as PHD finger protein 11. Gene Ontology annotation, cellular component: nucleus. NCBI's taxonomy places the organism in Eukaryota, Metazoa, Chordata, Actinopteri, Gadiformes, Gadidae. Gene Ontology annotation, molecular function: histone deacetylase binding; histone binding. The transcript has 9 exons. The coding region runs from base 106 to 759 and encodes 217 amino acids. The record is from RefSeq and is a predicted model, not a curated record.
UUAUUGUCAUGUCGUUUUAACUUUCGUUUUCCAAAUAGUCGCCGAUGGACUGCGCCCUGUUAUAACCUUAAUAUGAUAGGAUCCGUCCAGCAAUAAUCGCUUAGUAUGGAGAGUCCUGAGGUCCAUACAUGGAAAGUACUACAGUGCUUACUUUGUAAAAGACCCGAAGAGUCGCUUGUAACAGGACCCCUCUCGACCAAGAACUACGUGACUGCACAUCAAAACUGCCUGCUGUACUCCUCUGGAAUUUUCUGUGAGAACACCCCAGAGCAUGAUGAUCUGUUUGGGUUUUCUGUGGAGCACGUGCAGGAGGAGGCAAAGCGCGGGUCCAAACUGAAAUGUGACGACUGUAAGAAGUCUGGAGCCACCGUUGGCUGUGAGGUAAAGCGAUGCACCAAGUCUUUCCACUUCCCGUGUGCUAUCGGGGCCGGAGCAAAAACUGUGGAAGGCAAAAAGGGGACAUACGCGGUGUAUUGCAAAAAACACAGUUCACAAAAUGAAGGAGGGGCCAAUGGAGUCUCCUCAGCAGAUUCCUCUGACUCCUCCACACGGCACUCAUCAAAGGUUUCUCAUUGUCACCGUAAAAGGAACAGAGGAACUAGUCAUUUGGAUAAUUCCAGAAAUGAUAUUGCAACUGAAAACCAUGAAACCCCCCGCGGCAGACCCUUCAAUGGUGAUUCAAUUCCAGGACCGUCUACCAGUUCAGACAGUCGCAGACCUUUGAAGGUAAAAGAUAGACGAUUGAGUUAUGAAAGGUAAGCUAAGCUCUUUAGUGUGUGUGUGUGUGUGUGUGUGUGUGUGUGUGUGUGUGUGUGUGUGUGUGUGUGUGUGUGUGUGUGUGUGUGUGUGUGUGUGUGUGUGUGUGUGUGUGUGUGUGUGCGCGUGUGUGCGCGUGAGCGUGUGUGUUCUGUCCUGCUUUCUGAGCUCUGCUAAAUGUUUUGAACACUUAUGCCGCG